Molecule: messenger RNA, 1403 nt
Organism: Lolium rigidum
Lineage: Eukaryota; Viridiplantae; Streptophyta; Magnoliopsida; Poales; Poaceae
Product: WRKY transcription factor 23-like
Exons: 3
Coding region: 92-1195 (367 amino acids)
Biological process (GO): regulation of DNA-templated transcription
Molecular function (GO): sequence-specific DNA binding; DNA-binding transcription factor activity
Source: RefSeq, a predicted model, not a curated record
CUCCUUCUCCCCCACCCCUCCUCCGCCGUUCCGUUUCAUAGGCGGGGCAAGUUCGUGAGCGGCAAGAACCAUCGCAAGAGCAUAGCCCCCUAUGUCAUCGAUCCAAGAGUUCAUGUUCCAGGACGAGCUCGCCUCGCUCUUCACGCAGCGCCCGGGACCGGGGAUGCACCAGCAGCAGCAGGACUCCUGGUUCGCCGACUUCAUGCACAUGGAUCACGGCCAGCUGUGCUGGGAGCAGGAGAUACCGCUGUCGGCGGAGGACUUCAUCAAGCGGGAGCCGGUGGUGGAAACCGCAGGCGGCGACGGCGGCGCCCGCACGCCCAGCGCCGGCGGCGGGACGCCCAACGCCACGUCGUCCAUGUCGUCCUCGUCCAGCGAGGCCGGCGGGGGAGCUGCCGGAGCUGGCGCGGGGGAGGGAGACUCGGCGGGCCGGUGCAAGAAGGAGGAGGGCCAUGGGGACGACGGCAAGGGGGACGACGACGAUGAGGGUGACAAGGCCAAGAAAGGGGCGGGCGCCAAGGGAGGCAAGGCUGGCAAGGGAGAGAAGCGGCCGCGUCAGCCGCGAUUCGCCUUCAUGACCAAGAGCGAGGUCGACCACCUCGAGGACGGCUAUCGCUGGCGCAAGUACGGCCAGAAGGCCGUCAAGAACAGCCCAUAUCCAAGGAGCUACUACCGGUGCACGACGCAGAAGUGCGUGGUGAAGAAGCGGGUGGAGCGGUCGUUCCAAGAUCCGGCGGUGGUGAUCACCACGUACGAGGGCAAGCACACGCACCCCAUCCCCUCCGCGCUCCGCGGCAGCACGCACCUCCUCGCCGCGCAGGCCGCGCACCUGCACCACCAGCACCAUGGCGGCCACCUCGGCAUGCUGCAGCACAUGGGCGGCGCCGCGGCGGGCUCACUGUUCGGGCGGAGUGGCGGCAUCGACGUGCUCGGCGGCCUCCUGCAGCAGCAGCAGCAGCGCGCCAACCACGGCAUGAUCGCAUCGACGCAGGGUCUGGCCGCCGGCACGAUCGGCAGCGGGGGGAGCGCCACGGCGGCGGCGGCGGCCGCGUCGUCUCCUCCGUCGCUCCAGAUGCAGCACUUCAUGGCGCCAGACUUUGGGCUCCUGCAGGACAUGAUGCCAUCCUUCAUCCACGGCGCCGGCGGCAACAACAACAAUAUCCACCCCUCGUCACCGUAUGGGAAGCUUCACUAAUUAGAUCGAUAGCUAAGCUAGCUAGAGAUAAGAUUUGGUUGGUUCUUGCAGUUCAAUUAACACCCCCGACCGAAUUUAUCUUGUUUUCCUUGGUUAUUUCCGCUUGUUUCCGGUUCUUGAUUUGUUUCCUCACAAUCGAUCCCGUGAUGCGAGAUGGUACACAGAAUGAGUUUUUCUGGGUCGUCUCGCAUCAUUCCGAUGGAUCUAG